This is a messenger RNA of Hyaloperonospora brassicae, 3975 nucleotides long. Lineage: Eukaryota; Oomycota; Peronosporomycetes; Peronosporales; Peronosporaceae. The record is from the annotation of a GenBank genome assembly.
AUGGCCCGCGCGAAACGCAAACGCGACAACAACAACAACCACAACAACGACGACGACGACAAGCGCUUCGCAGACCCGUACUUGCUCACGACGCGGCCGUGUCGCUUUGCGGACCACCACCGCCGCAACGCAGCGCGGGGCAAGAACGCGGGCGUACUGCGCAACUGUAGCGACAACCCGAACUGUCUAUACGGCCUGGGCGAGUACCAAGCGGGCGUGUGGCAGACGCCACAGCUCCUUCAGCGGGUGUUUGGCGACGACCCGCGGGUCCGACAGCGCAAAUGGGUCAACCAGACGUUGCAGCCGGUCGGGUUACGGAAUCUGGGCGCCACGUGCUACUUGAACAGCCUGUUGCAGUGUUUGUUCGCCAACUUGAGGCUGCGGAACGCUGUGUACGAGUGGGAGCCACGAAAUGAGCAACGAAACCAAGAACAGACGCUCCAGAUGACGGCGUUGCAGAACCUCUUUGCUCAAAUGCAAUUGGGCAAUGAGAGCUGCUAUGACCCUACCGAGUUUACGUCCACGUUGUUGCUGAACAAUGUCAUGCAGCAAGAUGCACAGGAAUUUAGCAAGUUGCUUCUGACGCACUUGCGCACAAUCUUUCGACAAUCCAAAUUGCCGAGGCAGUGGGACUUGGUCGAUCAAAUCUUCCAAGGGCAAAUGAGUUAUGUGACCAAGUGUUUAAAUUGCAAGCACAAAUCCAUGCGGCCGUCUUCGUAUUACGAAAUAUCGCUGAACAUCAAGGGGCAUAAGAGCGUUGAGGACUGCAUCCGAUCCUAUCUAGCAGCAGAGGUGCUGGAAGGAGAGAAUAAGUAUUUCUGCGAACAAUGCAACACAAAGCAGUGUGCUGAGCGCUUUCUGGAGCUGAAUCCACGAGCACUGCCGGCAACGUUAAUGGUUCAGCUCAUGCGAUUCGUCUACGACGCGAAUGCCGGACGGAAGAAAAAGUUGACGGAUGCUAUUGAAGCUGACGUGACCCUGAACCUGACCGAAUUGCUGCGUCGCAAUGGUCAGACAGAGGCGUUUGACGAAUCUGCCGAUGUUGUCUACCGUUUACAAGGCUAUUUGAAUCAUCGAGGUAAAAGCGCGCACGUUGGGCAUUACACUGCUUCCGUAGCCUACCCUGUCGAACGGAUGCAUAGCGACGACAGUGAAUCUGUGAUGGAGUGGUUCGAAUUUGAUGAUGCAGUGGUGAGCAAUAUGACCAAGUCAGAAACGAUAAAAGUGCACAGUCAUGGUGCGAAAAUAUGCUCGCGAGAUAUCUACAUGCUUGUUUAUGUUCGAGAUGAUCCAGCAAGUACUAAUUGUGGCCGCCCUAGUGGUACGAACGAGAUUCCGUUGCCUUCCAAAAGGUGCCGAAACGAAGUGGAAGUACUCAAUGCAUCUUUCAGUGCUGAGGUAACUGAGUACGUUCGUAAAGUGAGUGGAAUGGAGGCUCGCAUUCAGGAGCGACUCGACGCGUAUAAACGUUUUUUUGAAGAAAACGAGCCUUUUCCAGGCAUGUCCGAAUCUUCAUUUUACUGGGUGGACACUGAAUGGUUACGUUGCUGGGUGACGGGGGAAAAGCUAGACCAUUCGGUUAGUAUGUUGUCUAUUUCGCCACGCAAUGCAUCUAACAUUGAAGCAUCGUCGAAUCAGCAAGUGCUAAACUCAAGCACAUCCGGCAAACGAGGAGGUAAAGAUAGUGACAACAACGAAUGCGUUAUCGUUGAUCCAUCUUACGUAGAUGCUGCGCCAUCGGGCGAGAAGAGUGACGGUGAAUGCAUUCUAUAUUGCCCGGACACCAGAAAAGUAAGUUGUGCUCGCUUCCACGACGAUGACGUGACAUUUUUUGGACAGACGCCUUUGUCGUAUUAUUCUCGUCUGGAUUCCAAUGAUGCAGAUGCCAAAGCGAGAACGGCUCGGGCAGGCGAGUUGCGUGGUGACGACAUACCUUUCACGGAGCCAAUUGAUGUGGGAUCUAUUUGCUGUGCGCACUCCUGUGAUGUCGACCUUGGCGCAAGGUGCCAUGAGAAGAAGCCUACCUCCCCUGUUCUUCGAUUCGCACCCGAAAAUGCGCAUAGGCUGAAGCGCAUAUCGGCCAAUUUGUAUGCUUACAUCAAGGAAAACGGUGGCGUCACACCAUGGUCAGCCCGUGGGGGCCACGCGCAUACGAGAGUAUUUGAAGCCGCUUCCUAUCGAUGCACCAUUUGUGAAAAUGAGUUCAAGAACAAGCUCUCGAAGCAUUCCGGUCGCUUGCAUCGAGUUGAUGAGGAGCUUGUGCUGCUGAAGGACAUUCCUCCAAGUGCGACGGCUGCAUAUGCUGCUGGAAAUGCUUACUUGAUGAGCCGAGCGUGGUUAAGAAGUUAUAAAAGUCAUCUUCAGAUGUUACGUAAAGAGCUCACGCAUGCAGUUUUGAAAAACAAGAGAGGAAAAGUGCCGGUUCAUCCAGAGCUGAAUGUCUUUUAUGCGGCCCAAAGAGAUGGAAGCGUUGAUGGCAGUAGUGGGUCGAGUGGAGCUUGCGACAAAACGGAAGUGUGGCGAAACCCGAUCAACAAAGAUAUCACGUGUCUGCAUGGCAAUCUUACAUUGGAAAAGCGAUCAUACCGACCGGUAUCGGCGGAAACGUGGGCACACUUUAGCAGUAAAUAUCCAUGCCAUGCCGUGUACGAUGCAUCAACGACUGACCCAUGUCUGCAAUGCCAGAUCGACGACAUGAGUAGUAAGAAGUGCAUUGAGGUGGAGCGUGGUGUGCGUGACGAGAUAAUGUCAGUUACUGCUUUGGAGUCUUUGUUUCGCCGCAAAACCGAAAGGGGGACUAUUCGACUAAGCGAUGUGUUCGACAAGUCCGAUGCUCAAGACUGCAGAGGAUCCGAGAAGGCGUCGCUAUCGGUACAACAAGGCGAAAAGAGGCUACCAAGGCCGAUGUUUUUAGUGUCUCGAAGCUGGUUAACACAGUGGAGAAAGUACAUUCGCAGCGUAGAUGAGACCCUGCCAUCGAAGCUGACGUCGUCGUGUCCGCAGUGCAUGCACCAGAAACUGGUACUAUCCCCAGGCUUGCUGACAGCACAAGAGGGACAAGUCGUCGAUGUGAGCUCGUUAGAUGUGGAGUUCGUGUCUAUGGGUGAAAUGCAAGCUUUGGCUGAGCGUUAUGGCGCCCCUGCGAUGCCGUUGUAUUACGGCCUUCUCGUUGCUACUACCGUUCCAGAGUCCGGGGAAGAGGCAUCUCAUGUGGUUUGGCGAAAGUGCUCGCUAGCCUCUCUGCAGCUUGAUAGUGAGCGACAUGUGAGCAGUGAUGGUCGUCUUGACGGUACUAUGCCCCUGGUCAGCCAAGAAGCGAUGGACAAUACUGUAAUCUGCGCGGAAUGUCAGGCAAGCUCAAACGAAAGAUACCGCGACGAGCUUGUCAAUUUCAUAAAUUGUGUUGUGAACAUUCAGCAACUAGACGACAGUCAGGUUGUCCCAACAAGGGAGAAUUUGACGCUGGAUGAGAAAGCGUGUGGUCGACGACGUUCCAGGCGUGCUCGUCCAGGUUCAGCGUGGACAAGGCCAAUAACAGCUAACGCCACAGAUACCGUGUACAUGCUGAAGGCGAAAAUUUACGCUGAAAUCGAUGCGCUUCCCAUGUGUCAACGUUUGUACUACAGGGGUGCUGCUCUGGAAAAUUGUCGUACGCUCAAAGAGUUGGGGAUUAAAGCAGGAGACGCUGUGUUCAUGCGGGUGUCCGAAGAUGCUGCCGAUGAUCUCGUGGUGGACGAUAGUCAAGAGCGUGAGGUGGGCUUUGUGAAUUCCGUCUUUCACUCGCACCCAUCCAUAGGCAGUGAUGCUUCGUCUAUAUCUGCGGCUUGUGAAGAUCGAGCUUUGGCCAUGCGAGGCGGUCACAGAACCCGUGUGUGGGUAUGUCCUGCCUGUACAUAUGUCAACGACGACACAGACAUAGUUUGCGAAAUUUGCUCUGCGACUAGGAACGACAAAUCGGAUCAUCAUGGCAAAUGA